This is a messenger RNA of Mizuhopecten yessoensis (Yesso scallop), 830 nucleotides long. Its product is annotated as collagen alpha-1(XXIII) chain-like. The coding region runs from base 62 to 730 and encodes 222 amino acids. The record is from RefSeq and is a predicted model, not a curated record. Lineage: Eukaryota; Metazoa; Mollusca; Bivalvia; Pectinida; Pectinidae. The transcript has 3 exons.
CGGCCUGUUCCUGUUUAGUACAGGUGCUCCUUUUCCUCCUCCUGUACACCACUGAGUAAAAAUGGCGGCUGUAGGUGACACAGGCCCUACUGGUCCGACUGGUCCUACAGGAGAUACUGGUCCUACUGGUCCCACAGGCCCUACUGGUCCCACUGGUCCUACUGGGGAAACUGGGCCCACUGGCCCAACAGGCGAAACCGGAGCAACUGGGCCUACCGGUCCUACAGGACCAACUGGAGAAACUGGGCCAACUGGAUCAACUGGACUAACCGGUCCUACUGGGGAAACUGGUCCCACCGGACCAACAGGGCCGACAGGGGUAACUGGUGCAACAGGAGUCACUGGAGUCACUGGGUUACAGGGGCCGCCUGGGGACGACUCGGAUGGGUUCGAUAGUGAUUUUUUGUCAUUAGCCGCUCUAGUCUUAGGCGGGCUAUUCCUUUUUCAGUUUUUGCAGGGUGGCCUUGGUGGUGGUGGAGCGCAUCCCAUACCUCAUCAGCCACCAGUCUAUCAUGGAGGUCUUCAGGAAGUAGGAGUGGUCCAGGGUGUAGGACUUAAGGGCCAUACACAGGGAAUUUCAAACAUAGGCUACACACAUGGCCAACCUUAUACUGGAUACACCUAUGGCCUGCCUUCUACGGGUUACAACUAUGGACAGCCUUAUACGGGUUACAACUAUGGCCAGCCUUAUAAGGGCUACCAAUAUGGAACGACUUCAUAUUAUGGUUGACUUGACUGACCAGCGGCCAACAAAACUACGGACUGGCCGGACUUUAUUCGAAUGCCCCAGGUUCAAUAGCCGGGCUUAGCAGAUGAGACUUAAUAAAGUA